CGAGGGAAGUCCCGCCUCUGCCGCGGCCGCAGCCACGCACUAAGGUCCCGGCCCGGAGGGGCGGGCGACCGAGGGCCUCGGUGCACCGAGCCCCCAGUUUUGACCGUGCGAGGUGUCCGGGCUAGGGGCGCGAGAUGCCGGGCGGCCGCGGCCCUGGGCUGGGACGUGGAACCUCGAGGGAAGGGGGCGGAGGCGGCCUGGGGGGUCCCGGCGGGAUCCGAUUCCGGAGCUGCCAUGAUUGAAGUGGUAGCAGAGCUGAGCAGAGGUCCUGUGUUUCUGGCAGGGGAGGCGCUGGAGUGUGUGGUGACCGUCACCAACCCCCUGCCCCCCACGGCCACUUCUGCAUCCAGUGAGGCUCUGGCAUGGGCCAGUGCCCAAAUCCACUGCCAGUUCCAUGCCAGUGAGAGUCGAGUAGCACUGCCUCCCCCUGACUCCAGUCAGCCAGAUGUCCAGCCUGAGAGCCAGACUGUCUUUCUACCACACCGAGGUGAGAGGGGUCAGUGUAUCCUUUCCACUCCACCAAAAAUCCUAUUCUGUGACCUGAGGCUAGACCCUGGAGAGUCGAAAUCAUACUCCUACAGCGAAGUGCUGCCUAUAGAGGGACCACCCUCCUUUCGGGGUCAGUCAGUCAAGUAUGUCUACAAACUGACCAUUGGCUGCCAGCGUGUCAACUCACCCAUCACUUUACUCAGGGUCCCUCUGAGGGUUCUUGUGCUGACUGGCCUUCAAGAUGUCCGCUUUCCCCAGGAGGAGGCAGUAGCCCCAUCCAGUCCAUUCUUGGAAGAGGGUGAAUGUGGCAAGAAGGACUCAUGGCUCGCUGAGCUGGCUGGGGAGCGCCUCAUGGCUGCCACAUCCUGCCGCAGCCUCCAUCUGUACAACAUCAGUGAUGGCCGAGGAAAAGUUGGGACAUUUGGCAUCUUCAAAUCUGUAUACAGACUUGGCGAGGACGUGGUGGGGACCUUAAACUUAGGGGAAGGAACUGUAGCUUGUUUGCAGUUUUCAGUGAGCUUACAGACGGAGGAGCGUGUGCAGCCUGAGUACCAGCGGCGCCGCGGGGCAGGGGGUGCCCCCUCUGUGUCUCAUGUCACUCAUGCCUGGCACCAGGAGUCCUGCCUACAUACAACCAGAACGAGCUUCUCCCUCCCCAUCCCUCUCAGCUCCACACCAGGCUUCUGCACAGCCGUUGUAUCCCUGAAGUGGCGUUUGCAUUUUGAAUUUGUAACAUCCCGAGAACCAGGUUUGGUGCUUCUACCUCCCAUGGAACAGCCCGAGCCUGUCACCUGGACAGGGCCUGAGCAAGUGCCCGUGGACACCUUCAGCUGGGACCUCCCCAUCAAGGUGCUGCCUACAAGCCCUACCCUGGCCUCAUAUGCGGCCCCAGGCCCCAGCACCAGUACCAUAACCAUCUGAAACUGGCCCAUGUGGCACUACUUUCUUCAGGAUCCUGAGAACUCAGCACCUGGACUCUAGUAGGACCCAUUUUUUCCACCUGGGGUCCAGUGGCACAGAUAAUGAGAGGCAGGCUUUCGGCUGUAGCAUUAAUUUAUUUAUUCAGAAUAAAUCGGCAGCUGCUAGUGGUUUCCCUGGAAGUGGCAGCGGCAGUGGGCAGUCAGCAAAAGGGCGGUCAGUUGAGUUUAGCUGGAGUGGGGAGCAGGAGCCGCAGGAAUAGGAGUGUUAGCUGAGCCCCACUCUGGGUCGGGCCCUCCCCCUUUGCAGGGCAGCUGAGGGUCAGAUUUUUGCACCAGGGAGAACUGGCACGUUCCUGCCUCCUGACGUACCUCACACCCAGCGGGGAAGUCGAUAGGAUGCUGGGACCUGGGGAACCAAAGGACGGGGCAGGAGUCAGGACAGUGAAGGUCCGCCUUUAUCCCUGUCUCGCAUCCCCCCUCCCAGCAUUCCUCCCAUAUCUUCCCCCAGUGCCCCUGUCCCCCCUAACCGAGCUCUUGCCUGCCAUAUAUGGAUUUUUUUCGUUUCAUAGCAGGAAUAUUUUCCCUCCAGAUCCACCCCAACUCCCCUUACUUUGUAGCCUGAAGCCUUCUCUCUCACAUUUUUGUUGGUACCUUCAGGUUCGGCCAGCUUCAUACUGCUACUUUGUUCAUUCUCACACCGCAGCAAUCUAGUCAUGCCCUGGCCAUCUCUUAGUCACUCACAUCAGAGCCAUUCUCUCUGGCCCUCAGUGGUCACUCACGUGUCACAGCAGCCCACACCGACGGGAUGCAGACAGGUGCAGUGGAAACAGUCCUUGCGGAGCCAAGACUCGCCCAGGGUGAAAUAUUUCCCUUCAUGGUGGCAGGGCGCUAGGGAAGAGCAGGAAAUGUUAGUGUGCUAGAGCGGAGGGAGUAAGUGCUGCCGCCCCCGCGUUUACCCUCUCCUGUUUCCCAGCUCGGGGGGUCUGGGUCUUCUGACAGGAUCACCCCUGAGCCCCCUUCCUCCCAGUGCCCUCUGCUCCUGUCCUUCCUUAACGCCUCACCCAGCUUUACCUUGAGCUUGGAAGUAGCACUUGCUGUGGACUCCUGGGUGCUGGAGGAGCAGAGAUAUCACCAAGCAGGUGAUCCCCCAGCCGCCCAGGGUCCCCUUAGCCUGUCCAGCCCAGAGCAUCCAUAAGGCCAUUCCUGCAGUACGGCCUUUUCGGACCGUUCUUGGCUUCUGUUCAGGCUGCUCUGGUCUUGUCUCCUUGGCUUUUCUUUGUUUCUCUCCUCGAGUCUUAGUUUCUGUCUUUCUCCCCUGGGCUCCUGUCUCGCACCAUCUCCGUGCCCUCUCACAGGCUUGGGGAUGUUUAUAAAGUGAGGACCCUGGCCCCCUGCUGAGUAGAGCUGGAAAAGCUGUAACUCUGUUUCCUGAGGUGAGGGCAUGAAAACAAGAGGUCUAGCUUUAACAAGCUGUGAGAGCUGAUUCAUGCCCCACACAGCUAGGGGGAGGGAGGUGGCCAUGGAAGGGGCACUGGACUGGGCACUUCCCCAGCAAGGAGGUGGGAGGGGUGAGGGCCCCCAGGUGGUCUCCAGAACUCUUCCCUGGCCUGGAGAGGAAGCAUUCCACCAUCUCCCCCCCGCCCUGUAACACACACACACACACACACACACACACACACACACUCACUCACUCACACACUCCAGGGGUGUGUAUGCUGGGAUCCCUGCCUGGACCGGAGGGAGGCAUUUCCUGGGGAUGGCUAAUCCUGUGCCCCAGCCAAACCGAGGAGAUGCAGUAGGGUGCGACAGCCAGAGGCUCCAGGAGAGCGAACAGGCACCUGGAGUGGAGAAUGUUUCUCUCAGACCCUAGGGCAGGGUCUCCCUGCAGUAUCCUAGAGAUAUGGCUGCCCCUCAGAGGUUAGGGCUGGGGGGCUGGGGGGCAGGUGUCUCUUUUUUACAGGCAUCCCAGAGAUUAUCCAUUGUUCAUCACCCCCAAACAUAGUGCAAAUAAAGGUUCUCCCCAUG
Molecule: messenger RNA, 3434 nt
Organism: Balaenoptera ricei (Rice's whale)
Lineage: Eukaryota; Metazoa; Chordata; Mammalia; Artiodactyla; Balaenopteridae
Gene: RGP1
Product: RGP1 homolog, RAB6A GEF complex partner 1
Exons: 9
Coding region: 235-1410 (391 amino acids)
Biological process (GO): retrograde transport, endosome to Golgi
Cellular component (GO): Ric1-Rgp1 guanyl-nucleotide exchange factor complex; Golgi membrane
Source: RefSeq, a predicted model, not a curated record